Messenger RNA from Oenanthe melanoleuca, 1968 nucleotides. It is a transcript of the gene METTL22, whose product is annotated as methyltransferase 22, Kin17 lysine. Gene Ontology annotation, molecular function: protein methyltransferase activity. Bases 324 to 1481 code for a protein of 385 amino acids. NCBI's taxonomy places the organism in Eukaryota, Metazoa, Chordata, Aves, Passeriformes, Muscicapidae. The transcript is spliced from 11 exons. Gene Ontology annotation, biological process: protein methylation. The record is from RefSeq and is a predicted model, not a curated record. Gene Ontology annotation, cellular component: nucleus.
GAACUGGUCGGAAAGGGCCGGAAAGAGACGGAAGGAUCCGGAAGGGGCCGGAAAGAGACGGAAGGGGCCGGAAAGAGCCGCCGGCUCCUCAGCGACAGCGGGAAACGGAGCGGAGCGGGAGAGGUUGAAUAUCCUGAUGAGUAACUCGGCUUGGAGCAUGGUGGAGCGUGCACGAUCACACCUUCUCAGGAACCAUGUGCUGAGGUUCCCUUGGUGAGCAAAACCUGGAUACCUGUACAUGGAAGAGAAUGGGAUCCCUGUGUGGCAGCUCUGCUCGAGGGACUGUUUGAGCACUGCAGGGCUCCUCAGCAGCCCACGGGAGGAUGGAUAACCCCACGUUCAGAAGUGACACUGUGCUGUCGGAUGUUCACCUGCACUGCCCAAGCAAAAGUCACCUCAUGGUACGGCUGAACGCAGUUGGACAGCCAGUGUUCCUGUCACAUUUCAAACUCCUUUGGAGCACAGAAGAUUUGGCCUCUGGGAAGCAUGUGAGAGAAAUUACCACAGGAAGAGAACACCAGUGCAGAAGUGGAGAUGAACUGUGUGACAAGGACAGCAGUAACAUAAAAAUAGAAGGAGAAUUAAAUAGUGAGGGAGUAGAAGCUCUGCUAGAUGAUGAUGGAGACCUGGAAGUGGUCAGAAGGCCUCGAAGUGCCUCUGAUUUGCAAGCAGAGGAUCUUUUGAGGGAUAUAGUGUGUCCUGUAAUUCUGAUGAAAGGGAAAGAAGAUGCUUUUGAAGAUGAAGAGCAGGAGUGCACUUGCAGUGAUGUCAUUAAAAUAGAACACACUAUGGCAACCCCCCUAGAAGAUGUUGGUAAACAAGUCUGGCGUGCUGCCUUCCUUCUGGCUGAUUUCAUUCUCUUUAAAAGGGACUUGUUCAGGUGCUGCACUGUGCUGGAGCUUGGAGGAGGCACUGGAAUUACCAGUGUCAUCAUGGGAACAGCUGCCAAGAGAGUUUAUUGCACAGAUGUUGGUGAAGAUCUUCUGACCAUGUGUGAGCAAAAUGUUGCAUUAAACAAACACCUGAUGGAGCCAGGAGGAGGGGAAAUUAAAGUGAAAGAACUGGAUUGGCUGAAAGAUGAAUUCUGCACUGAUCCUGAAGCUCCUUAUAGCUGGUCUGAAGAAGAGAUUGCUGAUUUGCUUGAUCACUGUUCUGUUAUAAUGGCAGCUGAUGUGUUCUAUGAUGAUGACCUGACAGAUGCUUUGUUCAGAACUCUGUAUAGAAUCACACACAACUUGAGAAAUUCUUGCACAGUUUACUUAGCACUGGAAAAGAGGCUGAACUUCACUUUAAGACAUAUGGAUGUUACAUGUGAAGCCUACACUCAUUUUAGAAAUACUCUAAAUGAUUUGGAGAACCUCCAAGAUGGAAAAAUGAAAUAUACAGUGGAGCCUAUUAAGCUUGAUUUCUGCCAGUUCCUUGUUUAUGAACGAAUUGAGCAGUUGGAAUUGUGGAAGGUCAUGGCUGAACACCUAACGUGACAGGCCCACGAGAAAGGAGAAGAUCUUUACCUAAGGAGAAGGGCUGUUUUGGUGUUCUGUUAAGGAUUUUCAUCCCAAGAAAAGUGGAAUUGUGAAAUUGUGUUCUCAGAAAGUAUUUCAAUGCAGUUUUGUUUUACUGUUUUUGGUUUUGGCACUUCGUUUCUUGGACUUGUGCACUUGGACAUGAUUUCUUUGAUGCUUCCAAGUGCCUGCUGGAUGCCAGACAGUGGCAGUGACACUUGGGGCACUUUGGGAUUGAUGACUUCACUUUUAGAGACUGGCAAAGAAGUAUUUAACCUUUUCCAUAUGGCUGAUUUGCAGAUGUCAUGCAUUUCCCUGUUUAGUUGACACAAUAUGGGCAUUGUUCUCAGUCUUAUCCCAGUUCCACACAUUAUUUCUGUUUAUGGACACUUGUGGAACAAUGUUCUGGACAAGACUUAUUUGUCAUGAAUUAAAUUUUCUUUAAGAAAUUUGUUUAUGAAACUUG